This is a messenger RNA of Sporothrix brasiliensis 5110, 216 nucleotides long. RefSeq lists its product as uncharacterized. The coding region runs from base 1 to 216 and encodes 71 amino acids. The record is from RefSeq and is a predicted model, not a curated record. NCBI's taxonomy places the organism in Eukaryota, Fungi, Ascomycota, Sordariomycetes, Ophiostomatales, Ophiostomataceae. The transcript has a single exon.
AUGUCGUCGAACAAAGGAGCAGCAAGCGAACGGAUCUCCAAAUCGACGGAAGAAGAAACGAGCGCACACCACAGCAACAAAACGAGGUUGCUUGCAGGUCAGGUCGUGGUGACAGUCGUGAUCGAAGCGAAGGACAGACGGGAAGAGAUGGGCGAUGUCGUGUUCUCUGGGACGUUCCCCUUUGCCUCAACUCACGAGGCGACACAGUACGACUGA